Messenger RNA from Prorocentrum cordatum, 1654 nucleotides. Lineage: Eukaryota; Dinophyceae; Prorocentrales; Prorocentraceae. The record is from the annotation of a GenBank genome assembly.
CGCACGAAACCGAAAAAAGCACGGGGAAUGGACGUCCGAGCGAUGGCCAGCGGAGCCCAGGUCGCGCCAGUCGGGCCAGGGAUCGGUCAGACGAUGCUCAGGACCUGUGGCAGGAAGUGUCCGCUGCGGCGCUGGUGGCUGGCACGGCCAUCGGCGGUGGUUUCCUGGCCCUGCCGUACACCACGGCGCCCGCGGGGGCGGCGCCCUCGGCUGCCCUGCUGGCCUGCUCCUGGGCCUUCCUGCUCGCGCAGGCGCUCGUCGUGGCCGACCUCGUCGUCGAUGCUUCCGAGGAGCAGGGCAGCCCCACGGGUGUGCUCGGCGUGGCGCGCUCCACGCUCGGGGGCCCCGGCGCCGCCUUCGUCUCCGUGGCCUUCCUCUCCCUGAUGAUGUGCACGCUCGUGUCGCAGUUCUCGAAGGCCGGCGCCCUGCUCGCGCCCGCGCUCCACCUGCAGUACGCCGCGGGGUGCGUCGGCGCGGCGGCGGUGCUGGGGGCGUUCGAGGCCGCCAGCCCUGCUUGGCUCGUGGCCUCUGCCAACGCGGCGCUCACCGCCUGCUUCGUCGCCGCCGCCGCGGGGCUCUUCGCCGGCGGCGCGCCCCUCGCGGACUGGGGCCGGCUCGCGCGGGCGGACUGGGGCGCUGCGCCGGCGGCUCUGCCCAGCGUGCUCCAGCUGCUCGUGUUCGCGGAGGUGGUUCCCGCGGUCUGCAGCCUGCUCGCCUUCCGCCCGAGCCGCAUCCGCCGCGCCCUGGUCGCUGGGUCGGCGCUGCUGCUGGCCGUCCAGCUCGGCUGGUCCUGUCUCGGCAUCGGGCUGGCUCCCUUCGCGGGCCACGCGCUGCGCCGAGACCCCCUCGACGCGCUCCCCCGCGCCGGCCUCGGCCCCGCGGCCCUGCCGGCCCUGGGCGCGUGCGCGAUCUCCACCACCGUGGUCGGCACCAGCAUCGCCCUGAGGUCCUUCUUCGCCGACGCGCAGGGGGGCCGUGAGGCCGGCUCCCCGCGCGCGUCGCGGGCGGUGCUCCUCUUCCUGGCGGUCGCGUCGUGCAUCGCCGCGACCUCGCCCGAGGCCUUCUUCGGGGCGAUCGACCUCGCCGGGGCCUACCCCGUGGUGCUGCUGUGGGGCGUGGCGCCGCCCGUGAUGCGGCUGGUCCAGGGCGGGGCCCGCCGGGGGAGGCCGCGCAGCGCGUCGUGCUUCCAGGGCGGCCGGCGAGGGCUGCAGGCGCUCGCUGCCGCCUCGGGGGCGCUGGUCUUGUUCAACGUCUCGACCGACCUCGCCUCGCUCCUCACCGGGGGUGCCGCGCGGUGGCAGUAGAGGCUUCCUUGCCGCCAUCGUGCCGUACGACGGCCGCGGUCCUCAUCAUCGUCGUGCGUCGCACCGACGUGGCACCUCUCGUCUUGAGUACUGAUGAUCAGUCCUGGAGUCUUCCAUCGCAUUGUUCGUUGCACUUCUCAGAGAAGGCGUGUUACGAAUAUGUCAGCGCUGUACGCCGCUUACGGAUCCUUUUCCACUCGUCCUUUUACUGAUCCAUCCUAUAUUUCCCUGUUGUGCUCCUCGGGCUACAUCGCCUCCCCUCCUGUCUCCGCUGCUGCAGCCUCCAGCGAUUGCAGCACAUGCCACCCCCCGAUUGAAGCCACGCCAGGCACGCGGCAGUGGCGCGCUCG